GGUUCUGGUCCAGAACAGAGGUUCUGGAGGUACUGCAGGAAUCUGGUGUUCUGAUCCGAGAGCUUCCUGUGGUUCACCGCAGACAUGAAGCAAGAGCAGAACUCUGCAGCAGGGACCAGAACCACGACCCAGACUGUAAAUCAGCCUCUUGUUGUUGUCGUCCAGGGGCGGGUCCAGUCGGGUCGGGUCGGGUCGGGAGUGGGAGGGGGGCAGAACCUUCCUGACAAACACACAAUAAGAGCCCAGAACACCGAGACGCCAUCAGAACCAGGACCGACCCGCUGCAGCCAGAGUGGACCAGGAUGUGGAUGUUUGUGGUCCUCCUCAGCCUGCUGGAUCAGAACCAGGCUGCUCCUCUCCCAGGAAAACAUGGAGAACUUCAGCUGGUUCUGCAGGGACAGCUGGCCCAAACCGCGGUCACUGCCACUCCUGCUGUUCCUCAGCAGAAGACCUCCUCUUCCUCCUCCUCCUCCUCUUCCUCUUCAUCCUCAGACUCCUCUGAGUCCAGCCAGAGGUUCACGAUGUUCCAACUGCUGAAGGACCAGCAGCAGCUGGAGAACACGGCGGGGGAGCAGCUGGACUCCCAGGAGAGCUCAGAGUUCCUGCUGCCGCCCAGCAACACCAGCAGCACCGCCCUGCCAGGCGGAGGACACGCCCACGACAUGGAGGACCAACACAAGGCCACUCUGCAGACCUUGCACCACCUUCAGGACCCAAACAGAGACGCUCUCCAAUCACAUGUGGUGGGCGGAGACUUUGUUGAAGGGGGCGUGUCUACAGACACUGUGGGCGGAGCCACAUCGAGGCUAGCAGAUGGAGACGACAGCGAGGCCAAGGAGGAAGAGAGGAACGGACUUCAGCAUCUGACAGACGACAGCAGGGAGGGAGAGGAUGGGAUGUCCUUUCAUCUUCCUGGUUUCCAUGGUGACGAGGCGGGGCUAGAGCUGGCAUUGUAGAGUGGACCCCGCGCUGUGAAGCUUUCUAUAAACAGCUGGUUCCUUAUGCAGCUGUGUGUGUUACUGAGCUCAUAUUAUUAACAGAUAAUCCUCUGUUUAAUCUGUUGGUUCAAUAAAAACAUUUUAAAUCCAUGAAACAAA
Messenger RNA from Fundulus heteroclitus (mummichog), 1097 nucleotides. RefSeq names its product osteocalcin 2. The coding region runs from base 303 to 956 and encodes 217 amino acids. Lineage: Eukaryota; Metazoa; Chordata; Actinopteri; Cyprinodontiformes; Fundulidae. The record is from RefSeq and is a predicted model, not a curated record. The transcript has 7 exons.